GCGGCGGCGAGAGAGAGGAAUCAGCUACAAAACCAACCUCGUAGGGAUCUGCGCUAACCGAAACUUGUCACUACUGUGGAAAGAAUUGAAUCCGUCACCGUUACUCAAGUUUUCUGUCCUGCGGAAAGUUGACUCACAGAUUUCCACGAUGGCUCUGUAUCCGUCGCUCGAAGACAUGAAGGUGGACCAGAUGAUGCGAGCUCAAGAGUUCCAAGCCUCCUCAGCUCCCCCAGCGUACACGUCGACCCCGGUGCCGAGCAGCCAGCUUGUGUUAUAUCCAACCUUGGACGACUACAUGGGACUGUCGCUCCAGACGGUGCAAUCCCUGACUCCAGCGCAGGGAAUGAUUGCCCCCCUGACCGGAAAUAGCGCCGGUCUACAGAGAGGCCAAAUCAACCAUGGUGUCCGUGAAGUCGUUCUCUGCAAAGAUCAUCGCGGCAAGGUCGGCCUCCGUCUCGAAGCUCUGAACAAAGGCGUAUUCGUAGUGCUCGUCGAGAAAGAUACUCCAGCUUCCAUGGUCGGACUGCGUUUCGGGGAUCAGGUGCUCAGCAUCAACGAUGAGUACGUCGCCGGCUACAGCCUGAGUAAGGUACACGACGUAAUUCGGAAGGCGUCGGAGACCUGCAUCACGAUGGCCAUUCGGGAUCGACCUUUCGAAAGAGUUGUCACAAUGGUGAAAGACAGCAACAACUAUUGCGGAUUCGACAUUCGCGACGGAAAAGUCACGACCCUCUUGAAAGACAGUUCUGCCGCCCGGAACGGCCUCUUGACUGAGCACCACAUCCUCGAGGUCAACGGACAAAACGUGGUCGGGAUGAAAGAUUCCUACACGAGGGAACUCAUCCGCUCUUCUCCUCAAGCAAUCACCAUCACCAUAAUGCCCUCGGUGAUAUUCGAGCACCUUUUGAAAUACACGUCCGGUGGACUCCUGAAGAAACUCAUGGACAGAAGCAUCCCUGAAUUCUAGAUCAAGGAUUCCAGCAAGUGGAGCCCACACGCUGCAGCUCGUGACGAGGUCCACAAGGGGAGACGACUCCUUUUAAUGUGAUCGACUAUCUGAUGGAUGGAAAGGCAGCAUAUAAUUUCGUGAAAAGCAGUAUUCGAGGAGGAAAGCUCCCUUCGUGAAGGAACCGAAACCAAAAAGCGAUGAUCCGGCGAUGGAAAUUCCGCCGUACGGUUGAACUGCCUUGUUGGUCUACCGUCGCCGUUCUGUCCUCAUCUCCUACUCUAUGUACUUCAUAAACAGCUUUUCCACGUCCAGACUGCCCGAUACGAACCCAGAGAGGCAACUUUCUCUUUGUUAGGUCGCCUGAGGCAGCGCAUCUGUUAGCAGGGAACUUUGACGUUUUACAACUGAUCACGUGAUCGCACGAUACUGAGGUCGGACCCGAAAAUAUUGAUAAUAAUAAAGCCUUGCGA
Messenger RNA from Galendromus occidentalis (western predatory mite), 1419 nucleotides. Its product is annotated as syntenin-1. The record is from RefSeq and is a predicted model, not a curated record. Gene Ontology annotation, molecular function: protein binding. Bases 149 to 967 code for a protein of 272 amino acids. Gene Ontology annotation, cellular component: cytoplasm; plasma membrane. The transcript has 4 exons. Lineage: Eukaryota; Metazoa; Arthropoda; Arachnida; Mesostigmata; Phytoseiidae.